AUGCGUAGUACAUCAGCAACCCAAAACAAUAGUUCUGGAUACAAAGGUUCAUAUGACUGUGAGAAAAAUGAGGGACGGGAGGGAAGAAGUUUGGUGCGUUUCAAAUGCAGCCUAAUACACACUAUACAGAAUGUCCUACGUAAAAGACCUGGUUGGGUUGAAGUCAAAGAUGAUGAAGAGUGGGAUUUCAACUGGUGUCUCGUGGCCUGGAUCAGUGAGCAUUUUGAUCAUACGAACAUGGAGGAGCAUGUGAGGAUAAACCACUUUCGCAACCAUUAUGAGCUGACUCGCAAAAACCUCUUGGUGAAAAACCUCAAAAGGUACAGGAAGAGUCUUGAAAGAGAAGUCGGCAGCACUGAGGCAUUAAGAUGUGAUUUUUUCCCCUGCACCUUUGUGCUGCCCAGUGAGUAUCAUCUUUUUGUAGAGGAGUUCAAAAGAGGCCCUGGCAGCACCUGGAUCAUGAAGCCAGCAGCAAAAUCAAAAGGGAAAGGCAUUUUCCUGUUCAGGAAACUAAAAGAUAUCAUGGAUUGGAAAAAGGAUGGCACGUUCUCAGAGGAACAGAAGGAUGCUGCUCAAGUGGAAAGCUAUGUGGCACAACGCUACAUAGAGAACCCCUACCUAAUAAAUGGUAAGAAAUUUGAUCUGAGAGUCUAUGUCCUGGUCACAUCAUUUGCCCCCCUGAAGGCCUGGCUGUCUCGAGAUGGAUUUGCCCGCUUCUCACAUACCCGCUUCUCUCUUGUGAGUAUUGAUGACAAGUAUAUGCAUCUCACCAAUGUGGCUGUUCAAAAAAAAUCCCCUGACUAUGAUCCUGAAAAGGGAUGUAAGUGGCAGAUACAGCAACUUCGAAGAUAUCUGACUGCAAAGCACGGUAGAGAGAUGGUGGAAAUCCUGUUCAAAGAGAUGGAUAACAUCUUUAUCCGCAGUCUCCAGAGUGUACAAAAGAUCAUGAUAAAUGACAAACACUGCUUUGAGCUCUACGGCUACGACAUUCUGCUGGAUCAGAACCUGAAACCGUGGUUAAUUGAGGUGAAUGCCUCUCCUUCAUACGCGGCCAGUAGUCAAGAGGAUUACGAUAUGAAGUGCAGGCUGCUGGAAGAUACUUUGAAUGUUGUUGAUAUGGAGGGAAGGCUGACGGGCAAGGAGAAAAGGGUGGGUGGCUAUGAUCUCAUGUGGAACGAUGGCCCUGUCUUCAGAGAGGAUACCAACCCCGAAACAUUUGGGACUUCGUGUUUCACUGCCAACACACACUUAGGGUCUGUGAAUGACAGAGAGCAUCAGCUUCAUCAGCUACCAAAACCGUUCCGAGGCCAGAAGAGGAUGUGA
Pleuronectes platessa (European plaice) is the source of this 1323-nucleotide messenger RNA. RefSeq names its product probable tubulin polyglutamylase TTLL9. The coding region runs from base 1 to 1323 and encodes 440 amino acids. Gene Ontology annotation, molecular function: tubulin binding; tubulin-glutamic acid ligase activity. The record is from RefSeq and is a predicted model, not a curated record. Gene Ontology annotation, biological process: microtubule cytoskeleton organization; protein polyglutamylation. The transcript has 3 exons. Lineage: Eukaryota; Metazoa; Chordata; Actinopteri; Pleuronectiformes; Pleuronectidae. Gene Ontology annotation, cellular component: cilium.